This is a messenger RNA of Schistocerca gregaria, 1040 nucleotides long. It is a transcript of the gene sowah, whose product is annotated as ankyrin repeat domain-containing protein SOWAHA. The record is from RefSeq and is a predicted model, not a curated record. The coding region runs from base 87 to 1040 and encodes 317 amino acids. The transcript has 7 exons. NCBI's taxonomy places the organism in Eukaryota, Metazoa, Arthropoda, Insecta, Orthoptera, Acrididae.
AUAGUAUGUUUCCAACUGUCGACGCAAGUGUGAGUCGAUAACUGUUUACACCUGUAGCAACCACCUGGUUUUAUUUUGAUAGAAAAAUGGCAGGGCCAAGUGAACUUUCGAAAGAAGCAAUAAAAAGUUUUAUGCUAGAUCAUGGUGGUAAAGUAACAAAUCAUGAACUCGUAAAAUAUUUUAAACCAUUUCUGACCGAUCCGGAAACAAGAGUUGAAGCACGAAACUUAUUCAAAGAAUAUGUAAAUGACCUUGCCACUAUGCGCAAUGAGGAUGGGGAGAAGUACCUGAUCCUGAAGAAGAAACACCGUAUCCCCGGAGCGGUGAGUCCUGGGGGCUACGCCUCUCCCUCGCCAUCUCCGUCGCCUUCUCCGUCCGUGGAGUCGAUGGUGAGCAGUCCGGGCGGCCUGCAGUACGUGUCGAGCGAGUCCCUGGCCUCGCCGUCCCGCCAGCCGCCGCCGUACCGGCCUCCCCCGACGCUGGGCGCCAGCCCCCAGCCGCCGUCUCCACAGUACCGCGAGCCGCCCCCUCCGCAGUUACAGGGUGGCGGCGAACCCGCUGCACCCGAGCCCACGCCCCCGGUGCCGCCGCGCCGCAAGAGCAGCGACAGGAUCAGAACCGAGAACAAGGAGAACAUCGACGUCACCAAGCGCCCAAAGGCUGCAGGAGCUGAACCAGCUGGCAAGGAGGACGCUGGCGAUCCUCCGGAACAGCUGAGCGUGAAGGAGCGCACUCAGGUUUUCAACAGGCUGGCCACCGAGGUGGACCUGCACAGGGCGCAGGCGCAGCCGGCCAAGAAGAAGCCCGAGCGGGGUGGAGCAGAAGACGAGGACUCCGUGUCCCUCACAUCGGAACCAAAGGCACGCGAGUGGCUGGUGGCAGCGGCACAGGGCAACCACAUGAAGCUGGCCAAGCUAGCGCAGGAGAACCCGCGCCUCGCGUCGCUCAGGGAUCCCACGAUGGUGAGUGCUAAUGCGAUACAAACAACGUGCUCGCCAGCUGUGAGUCAAACUAAAGUAUCUUAUAGUAAAGGUGGCUAA